Oxyura jamaicensis (ruddy duck) is the source of this 1560-nucleotide messenger RNA. RefSeq names its product UDP-GlcNAc:betaGal beta-1,3-N-acetylglucosaminyltransferase 7 (gene B3GNT7). Gene Ontology annotation, molecular function: hexosyltransferase activity. Gene Ontology annotation, cellular component: membrane. Bases 121 to 1347 code for a protein of 408 amino acids. Lineage: Eukaryota; Metazoa; Chordata; Aves; Anseriformes; Anatidae. The transcript is spliced from 2 exons. The record is from RefSeq and is a predicted model, not a curated record.
UGACUCCACCUCGGAGUCCGAGGGGAGGGAAGAGGAAAAAAUAAAAAAGAGGAGAAAGAGGAAAAGGAAGAGGGCAGAGCGCCGCGCACGGACCGCGGGCAGCCCCGUCCCGCUCCCAGCAUGUUCCAGUGGAGGAAGACCAUCUACAAAACGGUUUGCCUGUCCUUCCUGCUGGUGGUCACGGUGACGGUGCUGCAGCGGGGAAUGGCCCCCCGCCAGUUCAUGCAGGGCCAGCAGCAGAAGGAGCUGCCCGCCCUGGAGCCCCUGAAAAUGCAGAAGAGAGGCGACGCCUUCUCCGUCACCAGCACUUUCUGGAAGAGCAAGAAAGAGAAUGUUGCCAUGAAAGUGGAGGAGGAGGAGGAGGAGGGGGUGACAGAGAAGCAAGCGAAGUCGUGGGAUGUCACCACUGCCAACUGCUCGGCCAACCAGAACUUCAGCAAGGUGGAGUGGUUCAAGGGGCUGGAGCCCAACUUCCAGCAGUUCCUGCUCUACCGGCACUGCCGCUACUUCCCCAUGCUGAUCAACCACCCCGAGAAGUGCAGCGGGGACGUCUACCUGCUCAUCGUGGUCAAGUCGGUCAUCACGCAGCACGACCGCCGCGAGGCCAUCCGCAGGACCUGGGGCCAGGAGAAGGAGGUGGAGGGCAAGAGGAUCAGGACGCUCUUCUUGCUGGGCACGGCCUCCAAGGAGGAGGAGAAAGCCAACUACCAGAAGCUGCUGGAUUACGAGAACCACAUCUACGGGGACAUCCUGCAGUGGGAUUUCCUGGACAGCUUCUUCAACCUGACCCUCAAGGAGGUGCACUUCCUGAAGUGGCUGAACAUCUACUGCGACAACGUCCACUUUGUUUUCAAGGGUGACGACGAUGUCUUCGUGAGUCCCAGCAACAUCCUGGAGUUCCUGGAGGACAAGACGGAGGGAGAGGACCUCUUCGUGGGGGACGUCCUCUACAAGGCCAAGCCGAUUCGGAAGAAGGAGAACAAGUACUACAUCCCCAGUGCUCUCUACAACAAAAGCAACUACCCGCCCUACGUGGGGGGUGGGGGCUUCAUCAUGGCUGGGACCCUGGCCAAGAAGCUGCACAAGACCUCGGAGACGCUGGAGCUGUACCCCAUCGACGAUGUCUUCCUAGGGAUGUGCUUAGAGGUCCUCAAGGUAUCGCCCAUCGGGCACGAGGGCUUCAAAACUUUUGGCAUCGUGAAGAACAAGAACAGCAAGAUGAACAGGGAGCCGUGUUUUUUCCGGAGUGUGUUGGUGGUUCAUAAACUGCUGCCCCCGGAGCUGCUCCAAAUGUGGGACUUGGUCCACAGUAACUUGACGUGUUCGAGAAAACUCAACAUCCUUUAGCUCAGUCUCUCUGGAGAGCUGGGACUGGAGGGGCCGGGGCAGCUGCUCCCUGCCCCGGGGUGCGGUGAGCCUCCGCUCAUGGCACACGAGGAGGGCAGAGGCUCCACGGCCACGGGCAGGGCUUGUGAUAGUGUUUGUUCCUGUACUGUAAUGUGGUUCACUUAUCUCCAGCUGGGUUGGGGGUUGCUGAAAAGAAAAAAAAAAAGAAAAAAA